AUGACUCGUGUUGCCAAAUUCUUUGCUCCUAAUUCUGAUGGUAUUUCAUUAGCACCCUUGAUUUCGUUGAAUAUUGAUAACAUCCUCCUUGCUAGUUGGUCUCAACUUAAAGAUGCAAUUCAGUUAGGAGGUACUCCAUUCAAUAAGGCUCAUGGUACACAUCUAUUUGACUAUCCUAACUCGGAUUUGAGGUUCAAUCAAAUUUUCAAUACUGCAAUGAACAAUCAUUCAACUAUAGUCAUGAAGAGGGUUCUUGAAUGCUACGAUGGUUUUAAGAACAUAAAAAGAAUUGUGGAUGUUGGUGGUGGUCUUGGGAUGAACAUUAACUUGAUCACUUCAAAAUACACUCAUGUCCAGGGUAUCAAUUUUGAUUUGCCUCAUGUCAUAAAACACGCUCCUUCCUAUCCUGGAGUGGAGCACAUCAGCCGUGAUAUGUUUGAAAGUUUGCCUAAAGGAGAUGCCAUUUUUAUGAAGAAUUGCUAUGAUGCUAUUCCCAAUGAUGGAAAGGUGAAAGUUUUGGAGGCACUUCUACCUAUUAUGCCUAAGAAUGAAGUCCUUUCUAAUACAAGAUAUUAUGGAUCUUUUAUAUAG
Molecule: messenger RNA, 591 nt
Organism: Vicia villosa (hairy vetch)
Lineage: Eukaryota; Viridiplantae; Streptophyta; Magnoliopsida; Fabales; Fabaceae
Product: cathecol O-methyltransferase 1-like
Exons: 4
Coding region: 1-591 (196 amino acids)
Biological process (GO): methylation
Molecular function (GO): S-adenosylmethionine-dependent methyltransferase activity; O-methyltransferase activity
Source: RefSeq, a predicted model, not a curated record